AUGACAAUACCGGCGAUGCCAUCCGGCGACCUCAUCGUCGACCUCGUCGUCGGUGAGCGAGAGGCUGUCUCUGAUCAGCUCGUAGCUCUCUCCCCAGCUCUCUGUUCUAUCUUGCAGCCAAGUACCUCCAAGCAAGCAUCCACAACCACAACCACACCAGUUGCAGAGAAGAUAAGCAUCAGCCUCCGCCCGACGUCAAACCGCACUCUAGGCAUCUCCAGCAUCCCCUCCCUAGCCAUUUACGCAGUCAAGAGCACCCACGAAACCUCAGGACUAUGGAUCGAAGCUUCGAAAGCCGUCGCUAGCAUCCUUAACGCUUCAUCCCGCAGCCACCGCUCAGACAAAGGCAGACAGGUUUUAGUCGAGAAGCUCACUCUGUUCGAUGCCUCGCUUGUGUACCUCCAAGCAACCUCACAAACCAGCUACGAUAAUGCGGACAGCUCUCAAGACGAGCUUGUCCGACAGCUAGAUGGCAAGGUCUUACGCCAAGGUCAAAUUAUCCGACUGCAGCUAGGAGCAACAGUAGUACCGCUGAGAGUGGCAAUGCUUGAGCCAUUGCUGCAAGGGGUGUUUUCGGCGGACAAGUCGGAUGUGUUGCUUACUCUGCAAAGCGGAGCAGCAGAAGAGGAUGGGUUGGAGCAGUCGAUGGUUUCGAGCGCGUCAGAGGAUUCGUUCUCGAUAGCGGGUAGUGAAACUGAGGCGGGUGCCGAUGAGAAGGGUGAUAGUGGGGAUGAGGUGGGAGAUGAGGACGAUUUGGAGAUCGAUGAAAGGUUCCUGGCGCAAACGGUGUUGGAGGAUUUCUCCAAUCUGGAGAUCUCCAUCGAUCCUGCUUCCACAGCAAAAGCAGACGGACAACGGAGCAAGGAGAGCAAAGUAAAAAGGUGCUCACUGCACCAACUGCAAGAUCCUUCCUCCAUCACAGCCGCCAUUUCACAUUGGUUCGCGCAAGCCUCUUCGACCGAAUCCAACUCGCUAAUGGGCAGUGCAUCGGACAACAUCGACGAAGAAAACGUAAUUCUCGCAAGCGAAAGAGACAUGGCCUCUCUCGGCGCGUUCAACGGUGACUGGGUCGCUGCUUCCCCUGACACCAAUCCUUCUUCCACUCGCCUCGUCCGCAUUUUUUCCUCCCAAGACCUUCCCCAUUCCUCCUCAUCAUCUCGGAGCCUGGGAGUGCACAUGUCGCCCAUUUUAGCACAGAACAUUCUCAGAGACGCCGUCUUCUCCCCUUCCUCCACCGCCAACGCCUCUAGCCUCAUCUUACGCAUCCUUGGCUCGUGCCCAAGCGACACCCAACCCGAGGUCUCCGCUCUCGUCCGCUCCUGCCCCGUCCCCAUACCUUUCGCCGAGAGCUUACGCAUCGCUCGAGUAGCCGGACCACUCAGCGUCGACCGCGCCUACCAAGGACUGUUCCUCGAGGCUCUCCGAACGUUUUUCGAGGACAGACGUCGCAUUUGCCGAAACGGAGAUUUGAUCGCUGUUGCUAUCGAAGCGUCUAAAGCGAGGUUCGUUGCUCGUGAAGCCGAACAAGACGCUCCUGAUGCGGAGAAUGACGAUAUACAUGAUCUUGAACUUCCCUCUUCGAGCAGUGCUAAGACGGCAACGGUGUAUUUCAAGGUCACCGAUCUCAGGAGCGAGCUAGUAGCACCCGACGCAGCAACAAACGGAAAGACAGCGAGGGAUGAAGCUACAAGAGCACUAUCGUUGCAAGGCAGAAUGGGUCAGUUGGGAUGCAUUGUGGAUCCACAUGUGACGAACAUGGUUCAGACUGGUGUUGAACAUUGUCGCGUAGUCGACUGCGAUCGGUGGUUGGGUGUUUAUUCCGACACUCCUACUCUGCCGAGCCAUUUUACGAAUCCGGAACAGCAGAAACUGGUCGCACCACUGGUCGCACCCUCCAGCCCUUAUGCUACACUCUCCUCACUCCUCAACGCGACGCUGCAACCCAACGCUAGUCGAUUCAACCUGCAUCUUUCUGUUCUGCUCAAAGGCGCACGUGGAUGUGGUAAACGCACGGUCACUCGCUGGGUCGCCAAAUCGGCUGGAGUACAACUCGUCGAAUUGGACUGCUUUGACGUUAUCUCGGAUACCGAUGUUCGAACCGAAGGAAUGCUCCGUGCGCGGUUCUCGAAAGCUGCGGAAUGCGCACCGUGUAUCUUCCUCCUUCGUAACAUCGAAGCACUAGCGCGGAAAAGUCAAGCACUGGAGACUGGACAAGAACCACCCCUUGCAACUGCACUAGCUAGCUGCUUCGAAGAGCUUUGGAGCGUGAGAGGUACGAUGCCAGUGGCGGUAUUCGGUACGGCUUCCGAGCCUGACAAGUGUCCGUCGGGUGUCCUCGGGUAUUUCAAGCAUGAAGUGACAUUUGGUGCACCAAACGAAGCGGAAAGAAGGGCGAUGCUGGAGAUCACGAUGCAAGGAAGUGUGCUGGGACCAGAUGUGGAGUUGAAAGGGCUAGCGACACAGACGGCUGCACUUGUGGCUGCGGAUUUGGUCAAUCUUGCUUCUCGGUCGAGACUGGCUUCCGUAUCAAGGGUUAGGAAAGCACCGCCUUCCUCAGCGAGUAGUGUUGUUUCGGAUAGGGAUCUGUUCCUCGGAGGACUAGCUAUCACGGGUGAGGAUUUGGAUGCGGCGCUCAACAAAGCUCGAUCUUCUUACUCGGAGUCCAUUGGCGCGCCUAAGAUCCCUAAUGUUACAUGGGACGACGUUGGUGGAUUGGCUGCAGUCAAAUCUGAUAUCCUGGAUACGAUUCAGCUUCCGCUCGAGCAUCCUGAACUUUUCAGUGACGGACUUAAGAAACGCUCUGGUAUUCUACUCUACGGCCCGCCAGGUACGGGCAAGACACUCCUCGCCAAAGCAGUCGCUACAUCCUGCUCGCUCAACUUCUUCUCCGUCAAAGGUCCCGAGCUGUUGAACAUGUACAUUGGUGAAUCCGAAGCCAACGUCCGUCGGGUGUUCCAGCGGGCAAGGGAUGCCAAACCCUGCGUGAUCUUUUUCGACGAACUCGAUUCCGUUGCUCCUAAGCGUGGCAAUCAAGGUGACAGUGGUGGUGUGAUGGAUCGCAUUGUUUCUCAACUUUUGGCAGAAUUAGACGGUAUGGCGGGUAGCAGCGAAGGAACGGACGUGUUUGUAAUCGGUGCUACCAACCGACCUGACUUGCUCGAUCCAGCUCUCCUCCGACCUGGACGUUUCGACCGAAUGCUAUACCUCAGUGUUAGCGAAACUCACGCUGCACAGCUAAACAUCCUUCAAGCUCUCACUCGCAAGUUCAAACUAGACCCCGACGUCGGAGAUCUGAGCUGUAUUGCGGAUCAAUGCCCUUUCAACUUGACGGGUGCAGACUUUUACGCGUUGUGUUCGGACGCGAUGUUGAAAGCGAUGACUAGGAAGGCAAGUGAAGUAGAUGCGAGGAUUGAAGAGAUUAACAAGGAGGGUGGGAGGAAGGGACAUCCUCAUCCGAUUACUGCUCAGUAUUAUCUUGCGGAAAUGGCGAAAGCGGAGGAGAUAGAGGUGAAGGUGAAUAGAAGAGAUUUUGAAGGAGCAUUAAGGGAGUUGACUCCAAGUGUUAGUGAACAGGAAAUGGAACAUUACAGAGAGGUGCAGGCUAAAUUUAGUGCGCCGAAGAAAGAAAAGGGUGGGGAAGCGGAGGGAGAGAAGAAGGGGAAGGGGAAGGGGAAGGGGAAGGGGGUGAUGGGGGAGGAACAGUUGAUGGCGAUGAUGAAAGCGGCACGGAAUGGCAAUGGGGUGGUAUCGAGGGAUGUGCUUUCCCAGCAGGCGGCGGCGGAAGAUGGGAUGAAGGGAAGGAAUGAGGAGGAGCAAGAAGAGCAGGAGGAAGUGGCUGCAGAGGCUCGUAGGAAGGCUAAAGGGAAAGGGAAAGCUUCUUCUUGA
Molecule: messenger RNA, 3885 nt
Organism: Ustilago hordei
Lineage: Eukaryota; Fungi; Basidiomycota; Ustilaginomycetes; Ustilaginales; Ustilaginaceae
Exons: 1
Coding region: 1-3885 (1294 amino acids)
Biological process (GO): protein import into peroxisome matrix
Cellular component (GO): peroxisomal membrane; cytosol
Molecular function (GO): ATP binding; ATP hydrolysis activity
Source: RefSeq, a predicted model, not a curated record